This is a messenger RNA of Morchella importuna, 867 nucleotides long. RefSeq lists its product as uncharacterized. NCBI's taxonomy places the organism in Eukaryota, Fungi, Ascomycota, Pezizomycetes, Pezizales, Morchellaceae. Gene Ontology annotation, molecular function: protein binding. The transcript has a single exon. The record is from RefSeq and is a predicted model, not a curated record. Bases 1 to 867 code for a protein of 288 amino acids.
AUGCUUUUCAUCAAUCUUCCUAACGAGAUUCUCCUCGAAACUGCCAAAUAUCUUAUCCCAUCUUCAACAGGCUCCCUUUCUUCUCUUAGCAUCACCUGCCGCGAACUCCACUACCUAUUCGGCCCCCUUAUCACUGCUUAUUUCCACAAGCAUAAAAACACCAUCCUUCUCUGGGCUGCCAGUCGUGGCAUCACCCACCUCGUAGCCCGCCUCCUCGAAGCCGGAGCAAACGUCAACCACCGCCACCCACCCUUCUUGGACUGCCCCACUGUCCUCGAACUCGCUGUCGACAGCGGAUGCCUCGAAACCGUCGAGCUCCUCGUCUUGAACGGCGUCGACGUCACUCCGAAGCCUGGUGUCUGUUUUCACGGAGACUCUGUGGUUAGAAAAGCCGUUGAGCUCAAGCAUUACGAGAUGGUCAAACUGCUGUUGGAGCAUGGUGCCUCGCCCAAUGAGAAGUCUGAACUAGGCUGCAUGUGGGAUGGAAAUGAAGAGGAUUGGUGCCUCUGGGAUGAACCGACUCUGCAUACUGCAGUGAGGACCAGUAAUCCUGCUAUGGUGAGGCUUCUACUUAUGCAUGGAGCGGACCCUAUUGCGAAGGAUGAAGCUUGUAGGACCCCUCUUGAAGCGGCUUAUGACCUAAUCUGGGAGCGUCAAGUUAUGGGAGAGCCUGAUUCCGAUGAGUGGAACGAGGCAAUCAGGUCGUUGAUCGAGGCCGGGGGAGACGCUGAGCACGUGAUCGACCUUGAAAUUGGGGAUGCGGGGAGGCUUAUAUCAGAGGUCAAUGAUGACGAGGAGGAGGGCCUUGAAGAUGACGAUAAUGUUGAUGACGAAAAUUCUGAAAGGGGAGAGCCCGAAGGUCUGUAA